Molecule: messenger RNA, 1398 nt
Organism: Oppiella nova
Lineage: Eukaryota; Metazoa; Arthropoda; Arachnida; Sarcoptiformes; Oppiidae
Source: the annotation of a GenBank genome assembly
AUGGUUGACGCAAGACCACACGUAACUUUACCCUACUCAUAUUGUUACGGUCGGAGUGAGCUGGGUCUAUCAUAUAUACGAUUGGCUGACCUGUUGUCAAAUAGGGUACAAACGGAUGCAAAUAAGCCAGCAUUUGUGUCGGAAUACGAGAAUAUAAGCAAAACAUACGGUGAACUCAAUGAUGAUGUCAAUCGAUUGGCUAAAGGGUUAAUAGAUCUAGGUCUUAACCGUGGUGAUGUGGUUGGCUUAUGGAGUUGUAAUUCGUAUUAUUGGUCUCAAAUACAAUACGCGUGUGCCAGAUUAGGAUUAAUACAAUGCUCAAUUAAUCCGGCUUACCAGGCUGAUGAAUUGAAUUAUGUGCUCAGAAAUGCCCAGGUUAAGGCACUGUUUAUGCCAGGGGUGGGCAGUAAACAACAGGAAUUUAAUAAGUUUGGCCAUGGAACAACUGGAAAACCAAAAGGCGCCUAUUUAUCACAUUUUACACUAGGCAACCUGGGCAUUUGUGCAUUCCCUAUGGAAAUGAUUGUGGCGAAUUAUAAAUAUAACGUAAAACUAAUCGUGGAGGCCAUGAAUAAGCACGAGUGCACCUACCUAUACGGAACGCCUACUAUGAUCAUCGAUAUACUGAACUAUGUGGAAACAACCGGAAACACAUUACCGACAUUAAAAGGGUUGGUAACGGGUGGGUCACCAGUUCCUAAAGAAAUGGCAUACAGGGUGUUGAAAAUAAUACCCAAUUGCACGGAUGUAAGGGUAGCCUAUGGUGCCACCGAAGCUGGGUCAGCCGGUACUAUAUCUUAUCAGUCAGACACCUUGGUUAAUCGUCUCGAGACAGUCGGUCACCCAUUAGAUCACAUGGAAACUAAAAUAGUUGACCCGGGUACCGGUAAAACUGUGUUGAUUGGUGAGACAGGUGAAUUAUUAUCCCGUGGACACAAUCAAAUGAUUGGCUAUUGGAGAAAUGAGAAAAGUACCCAGGCAGCCAUUGAUGACAAAAUGUGGUACAAAUCAGGUGACCUGGCUACAAUGGAUGAGCAUGGUUUCAUCAAAAUUAUAGGUCGCACUAAAGAGUUGAUUAUAAGAGGCGGCGAAAACAUAUACCCCCGAGAAGUGGAGGAAUUGUUACACAAACACCCGGAUAUACUCGACGCAUACGUGUGUGGGGUACCGGAUGUUAGGCUCGGGGAGGAGGUCUGCGCAUGGAUUCAACUCAAGGAUCCCAACAAAAAGCUUACGGAAGCCGAGAUCCGGGAGUUUUGCAAACAACGGAUAACCUAUUUUAAAGUACCCCGGUACGUGCUAUUUGUGGACAGUUUCCCGUUAACACCGGCGGGUAAAGUGAAAAAGUUUGUGAUGAGGGAACAGUCGUGUCGUAUACUCGGGUUGAAUGAAAAAUAA